AUGGGACUCUUCGCAAAGGCGUUCCUUGCAGCUACUGCCGUAGCAACCGUCGGUGCUGUCGACAUUGUCGUCCAGUCUAAUGGAGGUAACCAGACUGGCAAGUUUGGCCACCCUUACGGAUACGGCUUCCUCCAUGAGGACAUCAACAACUCCGGAGAUGGUGGUAUCUACGCUGAGUUGAUUCAGAACCGUGCUUUCCAGUACAGCAAGGCUUUCCCGGUCUCCACAGCUCACUAUUUUCCCAUCAAUGGUGCCAGCCUUACUAUCAACAAUGGCACUCAGCCACUCUCCAAGGCGCUGCCUGCCUCAAUGAAGGUGGCUGCUGGUAACAGCACUGUCGGCAAGGUCGGCUUCGAGAACGAGGGUUACUGGGGUAUUGAUGUCAGGGCGCACAAGUACACUGGGUCUUUCUGGGUCAAGGGCGCCUACACAGGUGCAUUCACAGCUUCGCUGCAGUCGAACCUGACGGACGAUGUUUUCGGCUCUGUCCAGGUUGAGUCCAAGUCUGUUGACUCCGAGUGGACCGAGCACACUUUUGAGCUCACUCCCGAGAAGGAUGCUCCUAACUCGAACAACACUUUUGCUAUCACUUUCGAUCCCAAGGGUACCCAAAGCGGAUCUCUCGACUUCAACCUAAUCAGCCUGUUCCCUCCCACAUACAAGAACCGCAAGAACGGUCUCCGCGUUGACAUUGCCGAGGCCCUUGCCGAGAUGAAUCCCCACUUCCUUCGCUUCCCCGGCGGUAACAUGCUUGAGGGACUCGAGAACGACACCUACUGGGACUGGAAGGACACCCUUGGUCCGCUCAAGGAGCGCCCUGGUUUCCAGGGUGUUUGGGGCUACCAGCAAACUCACGGUCUUGGUAUGAUGGAGUACCUCGAGUGGGCUGAGGAUAUGGACCUCCAGAUCGUUAUUGGUGUCUGGGCUGGCCUCGCGCUGAACGGCGAUGUCACUCCUAAGGAGGACCUCCAGCCUUUCAUUGACGAUGCUCUUAACGAGAUCGAGUUCGUUCGCGGUUCAGUCGAUACUGAGUGGGGUGCUAAGCGUGCUGCUCUCGGCCACCCUGAGCCUUUUGAGCUCAACUACGUCGAAAUUGGUAACGAGGACUGGCUCGCCGGUUUUCCUGAAGGUUGGGACUCUUACAAGGAGUACCGCUUCAUCAUGUUCCACGACGCUAUCAAGGCCAAAUAUCCUGAAAUCCAAAUCAUCGGCUCGUCCGCCACCAGCGAUCCCGCCCCUGAGGGUGCUACUACCGGUCCUAACCUGGUAGACGGUAUCAAGUACCCUGCUGACGCCAUUGGUGACUACCACCCUUACCGCGAGCCGGAUGAGCUUGUCGAGGAGUUCGACCGCUUCGACAAUGACAUCGGCCACAUCAUCGGUGAGGUCGCUGCCACCCACGUCAACGGUGCCACUCCACCUCGCUGGAACGGGCCUCUCUACAAGUACCCUUGGUGGAUCGGCGCUGUCGGUGAGGCUGUCUCUCUCCUCGGCUACGAGCGCAACUCCGAUCGCAUCCCCGGUACUUUCUACGCCCCCGUUCUGAAGAACGAGAACCGCUUCCAGUGGCCCAUCACUCUGAUUCAAUUCACGGCCGACGCCAGGCAGACCACCCGCGCUGUCACCUGGUACUGCUGGAGCCUGUUCGCACAUCACCCUAUCUCUCACACCCUCCCAACUUCCUCCAACUCCAGCUAUGGACCUGUCUACUGGGGUGCUGGUAAGGACGAGGCUCGCAACGGUGCGCUCGUCUGGAAGGGCGCUGUCUACAAUACCACCGACAAUGCCUCGGUUCCUAUCAUCGUUCACUUCGAGGGUGUGCAGCCCGGUGCUAAAGCCCAGCUGACCGUCCUCACCAACUCUGUUGGCGAUCCGUAUGCUUACAACGACCCGCGUACCGGUGUCCAGAUCGUUGACUCGAAGACCACCGAGUUAACUGCUGGUACCAGCGGCACGUUCGAGUUCAGUCUGCCCCAGCUCAGUGUUGCCGUUUUGGACACUGAGGUCACUGGUAACUCUACCGGUGGCUACAAGAAGGCCAAGAGGACACCGGUACCCAGGUAUCAGAAGCGUUGGUAG
Macroventuria anomochaeta is the source of this 2079-nucleotide messenger RNA. Its product is annotated as glycoside hydrolase family 51 protein. NCBI's taxonomy places the organism in Eukaryota, Fungi, Ascomycota, Dothideomycetes, Pleosporales, Didymellaceae. Gene Ontology annotation, biological process: L-arabinose metabolic process. The coding region runs from base 1 to 2079 and encodes 692 amino acids. The record is from RefSeq and is a predicted model, not a curated record. The transcript is spliced from 2 exons. Gene Ontology annotation, molecular function: alpha-L-arabinofuranosidase activity.